UCCCACCCCCCAACUUGCCGACAUAAAAAUUCUAGCCAUAGUCUGUGGGAGCCUUUUAAAGAUGAGGAAUGAAUAGCAAGAUUAUGGGAAACUUCCAGAAAAUAGAGGCAGGAUGAUUGAAAGCUCUGCAGUAAUGAUGGAUUGGGAUGCACAGGAGGUCUGGAGAUCAAAGAGAACAGAUUGGAGGUUGAGGCUGGAGAAGAUUGCGAAAGUACAUUCCUCUUCCCAUAGGCUUGAAAAUUCGCUAAAAAAUGACAUCUUUGCUGGGAUUCCUGACUCUGUUGAUUGUGCAAUGUGCAGCAGUCAAUGCAGGCAUUCGGGAUGGCAUCACUGCUGACUUUUCUGUGAAGGUUUACCACCAUUUGCGGUCGAUAGAGAAAGAUGGCAAUAUUUUUUAUUCCGCCUUCAGUAUUGCUAACGCUUUGGGAAUGGUUGAGCUUGGUGCUGGCGGUACAACUCUUGAGCAAAUUCAACAUGUUAUGGGCUACAAUUACAUGCAAAAAGGUGAGGAAUUUGACUUGUUGUGGGAACUCUCUCAGUCCAUGAAAGCAGACAGCCAGCAGUAUGUAAUGAAGCUUGCCAACUCAUUGUUUGUGGAGAAAGGAUUUCAACUGAGUGACAAGUUCCUUCAAAUGCUGAAGAAAUAUUUUAGUGCCAGUGUUGAAAAUAUUGACUUCAGCCAACCUUCUUCUGUGGCUGAUCAUAUCAAUGAAUGGGUGCAGAAUCAAACCAACAAUAAGAUACCAAACCUUUUAUCGCCAAAGGACUUCAAUGCUUUAACUCGUCUAGUCCUCGUUAAUGCAAUUUACUUUAAAGGAAACUGGAAGUCUCAAUUCAGAGGAGAAAAUACACGCACAUUUCCUUUUACCAAAGAUGAUGAAAGUGAAAUCCAGAUAUCUAUGAUGUACCAACAAGGAGACUUCUAUUAUGGUGAGUUCAGUGAUGGCUCAAAUGAAGCAGGAGGAGUGUACCAAGUUUUAGAGAUGCCUUAUAUUGGUGACAAGAUGAGUAUGAUGAUAGUUCUCCCAAGACAGGAAGUACAACUGGCUACCUUAGAGCCACUUAUCAAAACUCAACUAAUUAAUGAAUGGGCAAGCUCAGUAAAGAAACAGAAGGUUGAAGUAUAUCUGCCAAGAUUCAAAGUGAUGCAGAACAUUGACUUGAAGGAGGUUCUGGCCGGCCUGGGGAUUUCGGAAAUAUUUGGUGUUGAUGCUGACCUCUCAGCAAUGAUUGCUACAGAAAAGAAGGACUUGUGUAUCUCCAAGGCUAUUCAUUCAUCUUUUAUUGAGGUGAAUGAAGAAGGUUCUGAAGCAGCUGCAGCCUCAGAAAUGAUUGCUGUUAGCAGAAUGAUGGUCCUUAAUCCCCAGGUCAUUGCUGAUCAUCCAUUUUUCUUUCUGAUCAGAAACCGAAGGACAGGUACCAUCCUCUUCAUGGGCAGAGUCAUGCAUCCUGAAGAUAUUAAUCCAAAUGGACACGAUCUUGAAGCAUUAUAGAUGCACCAGUUCUAUAAUGAUGAAUCACCUCAUAUAACAGCUUUUCAUUUUCAUAAGUUGUGUGUUUUGCAGUUAUUGCAUUUUUACAGUCUGCUAAUUUUUGUCAUCACUAGCUAAAGUAAAAAAAGAAUAUAACAAAGAGAACAUUUGUAGAAAAAGUCUAUGUAUUAAGCAAUUAAUUUUUGUAUUACUAUUACUGUACUGUCACCUUCAUUCUUUAAAUAAAAUAAAUGAACAUUGUUCCACA
Molecule: messenger RNA, 1740 nt
Organism: Carcharodon carcharias (great white shark)
Lineage: Eukaryota; Metazoa; Chordata; Chondrichthyes; Lamniformes; Lamnidae
Gene: serpini1
Product: serpin peptidase inhibitor, clade I (neuroserpin), member 1
Exons: 9
Coding region: 252-1493 (413 amino acids)
Biological process (GO): negative regulation of endopeptidase activity
Molecular function (GO): serine-type endopeptidase inhibitor activity
Source: RefSeq, a predicted model, not a curated record